This is a messenger RNA of Arabis nemorensis, 1458 nucleotides long. The record is from the annotation of a GenBank genome assembly. Lineage: Eukaryota; Viridiplantae; Streptophyta; Magnoliopsida; Brassicales; Brassicaceae.
AUGGAACUAUUCUUCAUACCAUCACCUGGUGACGGCCAUCUCCGGCCAUUAGUGGAGGUUGCUAAGCUUCUUGUCGACCGUGAGGAUCAUCUCUCCGUCACCAUCGUCAUCAUUCCUCCAAUGCAUGGAUUCGGUACCGGAAACUCUUCCUCUUACAUCGCUUCUCUCUCCACCGCCUCCGAACACCGUCUUCGCUACAACGUUCUCUCCGUCGCCAAAAAACCAAAAUCCGAUGAUGACCCCAAAACUAGUUUCCUCUCCUAUAUCGAAAGCUUCAAGCCGCAGAUUAGAGCCACGGUGGAAAAACUCACCGACCCGGCUCAAGCCGAGUCGUCGCCAAAGCUUGCCGGAUUCGUGGUGGAUAUGUUCUGCACGGGGAUGAUCGAUCUCGCCAACGAGUUUGGUGUUCCGAGUUACCUGUUUUACACCUCCAACGCUACGUUUCUUGGGUUGCAGGUACAUUUUCAGUACCUUUACGACGUUGAGAAACUCGACGUCAGCGAUUUGAAGGACUCGGAGACCACCACUGAGUUAGAAAUACCGAGUUUGACUCGUCCUUUUCCGGUUAAGUGUAUCCCUUCCGUGAUGCUAAACAAGGAGUGGUUACCGAUUAUACUUGGGCAAGCCAGAAGGUUUCAAGAAACUAAGGGUAUUUUAGUAAAUUCGUUUGCUGAGCUUGAGCCACAAGCUAUGAAGUUUUUCUCCGGUGGAGAUCGUCCUCUUCCUCCGGUGUAUCCAGUGGGACCCGUUAUGAAUCUCAAAACCAACGGUUCAGAUUCGUCCGACGAUAAGCAAUCGGAGAUAUUACGGUGGCUCGAUGAGCAGCCGAGUAAAUCGGUGGUGUUCCUCUGUUUCGGGAGCAUGGGAGGUUUCAAUGAGGAGCAAGCGAAGGAAAUCGCAGUCGCGCUUGAGAGAAGCGGUAACCGGUUCCUCUGGUCUCUCCGUCGCGCUCCGCCGAAGGGAACGAUCGGUCCUCCCGGAGAAUUUACAAACCUUGACGAGAUUCUCCCGGAAGGAUUCUUAGAUCGGACGAAGGAGAUCGGGAAGAUAAUCGGCUGGGCCCCACAGACAGCCGUGCUGGCGAAUCCGGCGAUCGGAGGAUUCGUGUCGCACUGUGGAUGGAACUCGACGCUGGAGAGUCUCUGGUUCGGCGUUCCGAUUGCCACGUGGCCGCUUUACGCGGAGCAACAAGUGAACGCGUUCGAGAUGGUGGAGGAGCUAGGGCUGGCGGUGGAGAUACGGAAUUCUUUCCGGUCAGAUUUCAUGGUGGCGGAGACGGAGUUUAUGACGGCGGAGGAGGUAGAGAGAGGGAUCCGGUGUGUGAUGGAGCAGGAUAGUGAUGUGAGGGAGAGAGUGAAGGAGAUGAGUGAGAAGAGCCACGUGGCAUUAAUGGACGGUGGAUCUUCGAACGAUGCUCUGCUAAAGUUUAUUCAAGAUGUCACUAAGAAUAUCCCUUGA